This is a messenger RNA of Fonsecaea nubica, 1677 nucleotides long. RefSeq lists its product as hypothetical. Lineage: Eukaryota; Fungi; Ascomycota; Eurotiomycetes; Chaetothyriales; Herpotrichiellaceae. Bases 1 to 1677 code for a protein of 558 amino acids. The transcript has 10 exons. Gene Ontology annotation, biological process: secondary metabolic process. The record is from RefSeq and is a predicted model, not a curated record. Gene Ontology annotation, molecular function: CoA-ligase activity.
AUGGCUGAAAAUAUCAUGACCGGGCCGUUCUUCCCAUGGGCGGGUCCGAUUGACAACAUCACCCUUCCAGAACUAAUGACCAAGUACAACCCCGACACUGUCCCUGCCGACAAGGUCGUUCAUGUCGACACCAUCGCCAACAAGAGUAUUACGUAUGGUGGCCUCCGAAAACAAGCUGCCCGUUGCGCAUGGGGGCUACAGCACAAAUUGGGAUUGAAGGAACAGGAUAGACUGUUGGUUAUUCUUCCCAACUCGACCGACUUUGUGAUUUUAGCGCAUGCAACCAUGUGGCUCGGAGCUGUAUUAUCACCCCUCAACCCGGCCUCGGUUGCAAAAGACGUUGCCCAUGCUCUGUCUCUGAUCCAGCCCACCCAUGUCGCGAUUGACCCAAGCAAACUCGCUACCGUCAAUGCUGCCUUUGCUGAGCUGGGCUGGGGACCAAGUCAACGUCCGGUACUUUUCACCGUGCUGGGAAGGUCUGGUGAUCUCAAGCUGUUCCCCGACGACAUCGAGGGUCAAACCCCCGAGGAGUCGCUUCCAAUCUUCGACCUGCGAGGGAGGAGCACCAAGAAUCUGACGGCCAUGAUUGUGUUUUCUUCUGGGACGACUGGGAAAAUCAAAGGCGUGCAAUUAUCCCAUUACAGUAUAGUGAACAAUCUCAUCCAAGGUCGCUGUUCGAUUCCCUGGAUGAUGAAUCACUCGUCACGCGCUGUUUUCUUUCCACCAUACUGCCAUGUCUAUGGUCUUACGGUUGUGGUGUUGAGUGGCAUGUGGGUCGGCUCGUUUACCUGUGGAAUCCCAGCCUUUGACCUGGAAUUGUACUGCCGCAAGAUGGAGCAAUACAAGGCAACGUGGACUCACAUUGUUCCGCCCGUGGCCAUUCAACUGGCGUCUUCAAACAUUGCGGCAAAAUAUGAUCUGUCGCACUUGAAGAUCAUCCUCAUCUCGGCAGCACCGACCAAGAAAGAUCUCCAGAUGAAACUGAAGGCAAGGUUUGGCAGCGAUACCAAGAUCGUCCAAGGCUAUGGAAUGUCCGAAUGUUCUCCCUCCGUGCUUGUGCAGAGCCCGCUGGACGACGAUGAGAAUGUUGGGACGGCAGGAAAGCCCAUUGCGGGAACUGAGCUCCGUCUGGUCGAUCCGGUCACGUUUAAGGAUGUCGCGCCAGGUGAAGAGGGCGAACUAUGGGUUCGAGGCCCUCAGACAAUGAUGGGAUAUUACAACAACGAAGCCGCCACACGAGAGACUUUUGUGGGUGACUGGCUUCGCACAGGUGAUAUCUUGCGGGUGGACGAGAAUGGCAAUUUCUGGGUCACGGAUCGUCUCAAAGAGUUGAUCAAAUACAAGGGAUUCCAAGUACCACCAUCGGAACUCGAAGACCUGCUCCUAAAGCAUCCCUUGGUCAAGGACGCUGCCGUGACGUCGAUAUACUCGGACGAACAAGCCACCGAACUGCCCAUUGCAUACGUGACACUUCCUCCCACCACGCCGGCUGCUCAAAAACCAGCCAUGCUUGCUGAAAUCCGUGCCUGGGCCGACGGGCAAGUGGCGGGCUACAAGAAGCUGCGCGGUGGAGUGUUUGAACUGGAAAAUCUACCCAAGACGCCGUCGGGAAAGAUCUUGAGAAGAGAGCUGCCGUGUAAAAAGGCUCAAUCAGAUGGACGAGCUGCCAAGCUGUGA